CCCCCGGGCCAGGAAGCGGUGUGCCGGAGGGAGCCGGAGCCUCCUCCGCGGGGGCGCGGCCGCCGCGAGUGCGGGGCGGCUGAGGGGGCGGUGCCCAGGGUCUGCAGGGCCACCAGGGCCACCGCCAGCCCGGCAGCGCCUGUCUCGGUGGCCGUGGGCGGGGAGCCUGGUGGGCGGCGGGGAAGGAGGCCUCAUCCGGCGUCGGUCGCCGGAGCGCGGCCCUUGCCUUUUCGGGGGUUUCACGUUACGCGGCUUUGCUUUUAAAAAGCACGUUCUGAUGCGUGUUUGUAACCUAGCGCGCCCUCGCCUCCGCUCGGGGUUCUGUUUCGCCUUAGCGGCAUCCGCGGUGCCUCGGGAGGAGCAGCCGCACGAUAUUGGGGUCUGAUCUGCAGCUGUCACGGGGAGGGCAGCUCAGCAGUGAGGGGCGUGCGCUGUGCGCUUGAGGUCUUGGAGUUCAUAGAAUUAUAGAAUAGUUUGGGUUGGAAGGGACCUAAAGGGUCAUCUGGUUCCAACCCCCCUGUUUUUCUGGAUGAAGUUUCUCUAGCGUUGGUAUUGGGCUGUAGAUCAGUUGUUGUCUUCUAUGAGAAAGAUUAGUCGAGGUUGUGAAGUGUGUUGAGUGAUCCAGGCUUUUUGGUGGGGUGGGAGUGAGGCAGGGUGGUUUGUUGAGGUUUGUUUUGAUAUGUGUAAUUUCUGUAGAAAGCUGGAUAAAGAUACAAUUUAUCAUCACAAAUAGAUUUUCACAUAGCUUUGAUUUAGCAGAAAUUUAGGAUUUAUUAAUAGUUUUGAGGUAGAUCACAAAAUUAGGUUAUGAAGGUCUUGGCAGCGCUUAAUCAUCAGCCAGUUUUACAAUGUGAUUCAAUGAAAUUUGCUACAAUCAGAACUGCAGCUUAGUUAAAAGAUUCAAGAACGGCAAGGUUCAUGGGAGACUUACUGGAGGGUACUGGAGGGUUUCUAAAUCAAAUCACGCACACACUGACACAGAGAUACAUACAUAUACAGACACAUAGAGGUUAACCUAUGAUCAAAAUUUCCCUUUUUUCAAGUUUAGUGAAUUACUUGCUUUUAAUGCAUUGGCAGUCAUCAAUUGAUCGUUGAAUCUCUAGAAGUAUGAUUUCGUACUUUUCCUUUGCUAGCAUUUGUUAGUGGACAGUCUUUGAAUCCUUGUGAAGUAUACUCUGAGAAGCACCCCAGCGCAGGGGGAGAUGCUGGCCACAGGCUGCUGUGAUCCUGGAGAGCUCAAAGUGUCUCAUUUUGGAUUGCUAUUUAUAGGAUAGGUUGAUUGCCUUUGUCAGUGUUUUUCCUUUCUGGCUGCAAUUCAUGUUAGGUAAUUCUGGUGUUUUCUGCCAGCUGUACAAUUCCAGUACUUGUCAGAUUGUGCAGUUCUGGUACCAUCCAGCUUGGGCUACGAUCCAGGCAGCAGAAGUUCCAGGGCUCAGGGAGUGCCUUAUUGCUCCAGCUCACUGCACUUGUAACACAGGCAAAACCACAAUGGAAGUUUUCUCCCAAAGCAAGCAUGGCAGAGUGGCCUGGGGUGGCAGGGCUGCGUCACCACAUCUGGUGAGACUUUGACAUUUGUUGUCAAAUUCCCAGUGGUAGUCAUAGAUGACUGCUUCCUUGACUUCAGUAUUGCUGGUUAUAAUAACAUGCAACUUGCUUUUGGGAGUGGAAGCAGGAGAAAAGCCCUAAUAGCACUGGUUUGGAAGCUACAGUUUUAGUUUAGGACAGUAUUUAGAGAGAAAGAAUGCUUAAGCAAGUAUUUGGUUUUUGAUCUGAAUUGUUUUCAUUGCUUAAUUGUUUUUUUUUCUUUCUUUUUUUUUUAAUUGAACAGAUUUAGUAAAAAAUGUUUUGGUGGAUAUAUGGCAGUCUGUGAAGAAAUCAAUUGAUCACUUUUUGAUUUGAUAGAAUGGAACUCUCGGUACUUCUACAGCACUGGUGCGAUCUUCUAAAUGGUGAAAGCAUUAAGUAAAUGACCUGUUACAGUUAAUGCUUCUUCUAGAAAUCUCAUGUCAAGUGUUUGUUUUUUUUUUUUAAUUCAUAUGCUUCUCAAAAUGCCAACAAAAUUGUUAUUGCACUGUGUGCUAGUAAUCCUUUGCUCAAUAUCAUAACAAACACUUGCAUUGUGGUUUUACUGAUAGUCACCUAUAACAGCAGUUGAACUCUGAAGCCGAAGUGAUUUGAGAUGAAGUUAUUGUGAUUUACCCAGCUUCUACUGUUACAAACUGCAUUUAUACAAAUACAACUACUUCAUUAUGAAGUUUUUUCUUGGCUAAAUCUGCCAACUAGACUCGGUAAUAGAGUUGUGAGAGCUUAGUUAAUACACUUCUAUUGCCAGUUUGUUGACAGGAAAUUGUGGCGAUCAUUUAGUACACAAUAGUAAUAAAAAAUACAAAAGUAUAAUCUCAUAAAUCAUCUCUUAAAAUCCUAUAAAUUUGUAACAGUUAUGUUGCAUUUUACUUGGAUUUACAUAGUUACACUUACCACACCAUGCAAAGCCUAAUAACAUUAGAAUAUGCAACUCUGUCAUGAGUUUACAUGGCUUUAAUUUAGCAGCAAAUUAGGAUUUAUUAAUAGUUUUGAGGUAGAUAACAGUAUUGUUAUAUAAUUUUUAGCAACACUUAAUCAUUAGUCAGUUUAACAAAGUGAAUCAAGGGAAUUUGCUAUAAUCAAAACAGCGACAUAAGGAUUCGAGAAUAGCAGGGUUCACUGCAAAUGUACUGCAGGAUUUCCUAAGUCAAAUCGCACGGGCAGACACACAUGCACAGAGGUACACAGAUAUAAAAAUGCAGAGGCUGCCUGUAAUCAAGGUUUUCCUGUAAUUACUUACUUUCAAUGCAUUAUCAUUCCUCAACAGGUGAUUGUUCAGUCUCAAGAAGUGUGACUUCAUCAUUCCCUGUCACUGACUUUGUUAGUGGACAGUCUUUGAACCAUGAGAAUUUUAUCUUGAGAAGUAUCUCAGCUCAGGCUGAGAUGCUGUCAACAGCCCAUUGCGAUCCCAGAGAGCUCAAAAGGUCUCAUUUAGGAUUGCAGUUUAUAGAAUGUUGACAUGAUUGACUUUGGUCAGUAUUUUUCCAUUCUGACAAUGAUUCAUGUUAGGUAAUUCUGGUGUUUUCUACCAGCUAUACAAUUCCAGUACUUGCCAGGUUGUGCAGUUAUGGUACCAUCCAGCUCAGGGUACAAUCCAGGCAGCAGGAUUUCCAGGGCUCAGGGAGUGCCUUGUCACUCCAACUCAGUGUCCUUGCCAGGCAGCAGAAGUUCUAGGUGCAGUCAGGGAUUGCCUCAUCGCUCCAACUCGCUGCACUUGUACAAAGGCAAGAACACAAUGGGAAUUUUCUCCCAAAACAGGCAUAGCUUACCCUAAGACUGCGGAGUGGCCUGGGGGAAGGGGUGCACACCACCACACUUUAACACACAGCUGCGACUUGAAAAGUUUCCCAAUUUGUAGUUGAAAAUUUUACAGUAAAUUAGAAAGGUCUGGAAAAUCACUUUGUGCUUUCCCACUGCAUGUUGCUCUCUCUAUGCACCUCUCUGCAACUCUUUGUUUUUUUCUUACAUCCUAUUCUGAAAGUUUCCUUAAGAGUUAGUGAAAGUUGAGAUUAAUGAAAGUUGAUUAUUUCUUUAAAUUAUCUUCUGAGUGGCUUGAGAACCAAUCAGUGAUUCAGUGUAUAAUCUAUAGAUGUAUAUCACGGAUUGAGUGAAACAGUUGGAGCUUCUUAUUGAUUUACAAAACUCCACUGGAAGCUUAAGAAAGUCAGUCUUAAAAAGCUGGGGCCAGAAAGUCAUCUCAUAACUAACCCAGUAAUCAGAAGAAUAAAACAGAGAUGAUGGUGACAUGCAGAAGAAAGAGAAGAGAGUAACUGCAGUUCCUAGAGAAGGCUCCAGACUGCCGGCUUGUGGUGAAUGUAGCAGCAUGGGUGUAGCAAUAAUCUAAAGGUCUAGGUUCCCCAUAAAACAUGCAGCCUGAGGUGUAAGUAUGUGAAAGAACAUAGUCAUUUGGGACAUUAGGAAGGUCUGUGCAAGGCAUAUUGAUGGAAAGAAACCAAAACUUUUCGUAUUUAACUGCAGAAGAGUUAUUUUUUUCUUCAUUUUCCCCCAUUUAUGCCUUUAUAACCUUUUUAUCUUUUUCAGAUAUUGUGAAUAAACAUAUUUAUUUGCACGUUUAACUGAACCUGGCAUAAAUUAAAAGUGAUCUGAUAUUGACAAAAUAUUAAAAAGUAAUUUCUCACUCCAGUCCCUGGAGAAAGCUGCAAGUAUCUGCCUCCCAGUUAUGUUUUAUAGAGUAUCAGAAAGCUAAGUGAGCAUGCUCCCAAAUAAAUUGUUUGCAUUCUCUGGAGAACAGCUGUUACAGGUUCAGAGAAGAAGGAAAUGUCACUGCUGUAACUGUAAGUAACCAGCUCUCUGUCAUUCUCAAUACUGGGGUGCACAUUGAACUUGGAAUGCUCCCACGGAGGCUAUAACAGGAGCGUAAAACCAGUUGGAAAUUAGAUUAAGUCCUUUUAUCUGUUCCUACUGUGACAGAACUUGAAAUGUUCCUUAAAAAUACCUAUUUAUCUGUCAGUAUUAUGUUGCAUGUCAUUAGACCCUUGCUGCAGACAGAGGUUUGUAUUCUGGGUUCAUCGUAAUCUGAUUUUUUCCUUCCUUCCAGCUAUUUCUUUCUUGGUAGUAAAGAUAACCUCAGUGCUGCAGUGACAAAUUGAUGUAGUUCUGUUUGUCUGAAUUUUUAUACCUUUGGAAAUAUGUUUUGUAAUGGCAUGUUGAUAAUACCAGUGUGGGCAGUAUUAACAGUUUUGCUGCUGUUACCUCGUUUUAGCAGAAUUGGGCAGUUAAUGUAUUUAUCUCCAAACCUGCUCUGGUAAAAUUGUCUUCCUUACUGAAUCACUCAAACCUUUGGCUUCAUCUCUAGGAACUUCUGCAUAAGUGAUGCAUUCUCAUAUGGAAUCAUGAAGACUACAUAAAAAAAAAAUAGUUCUCAAGUCCAAAACAAGAAUUGCUGCCUUUUGUAUGAUUUGAGGGUUGCAGCAUCUUUUCCACAGUGCCUGCUGUUCUGCUUCUGUGAUGUUUGGGAACUAUCUUUCUUCUGAGAAUAACCAGUCUGGCCCAUGUACAGUGCCCUAUACCAUGACUGAUGAGCUGUUCAGACUGGGAGAGAGAUACGGAUUUCUACCCAGAGAAGAUAAGCACCGCUGCUGCUAUUGAAGUGUUCUGGCAAGUCUGAGUUGAUCUGGAAAACAAAGAUGAUACUAUAUAGGUAAACAUUACCAAAUGAGGAGAAAAGGAAGAUGCCAUCGAGUAUCGGCAGCAAGGCAUUCUUCUUCCCCAUGCAGUAUUAAACACUCCCCCACACGAGAAACAUUGACGUACGCUCAAGCUCAAAGAAUGGUUGAAAUAGAAAUCGAAGGUCGCCUGCAUAGGAUCAGUAUAUUUGAUCCUUUAGAAAUUAUAUUAGAAGAUGAUCUUACAGCGCAGGAAAUGAGUGAGUGCAACAGCAAUAAAGAAAAUAGUGAAAGACCACCAGUUUGUCUAAGAAGCAAACGGAAUAAAAAUAACAAAGUGAAAAAGAAAAAUGAAGCUCUUCCGAGCUCACAUGGCGUACCUGCUACAACAACUCCUCUUCCAGAACCAAAAGUACGGAUUGUUGAAUACAGCCCCCCUUCGGCUCCUCGGAGGCCUCCAGUUUAUUACAAAUUCAUUGAGAAGUCGGCAGAAGAGCUUGAUAAUGAAGUUGAGUAUGACAUGGAUGAAGAAGAUUAUGCAUGGUUGGAAAUAAUAAAUGAGAAGCGGAAAAGUGAUGGAGUGUCAGUUGUUUCACAAAAUAUGUUUGAAUUCCUUAUGGAUAGAUUUGAAAAAGAGUCUUACUGUGAGAACCAAAAACAGGGUGAUCAUCAGUCUUUAAUUGAUGAAGAUGCAGUGUGUUGUAUAUGCAUGGAUGGUGAAUGUCAGAACAGCAAUGUGAUCCUGUUUUGUGAUAUGUGUAAUUUAGCAGUACAUCAGGAAUGCUAUGGGGUGCCAUAUAUACCUGAGGGCCAGUGGCUCUGCAGACAUUGUCUGCAGUCCCGUUCUCGGCCUGUAGACUGUGUGCUGUGCCCAAACAAGGGAGGUGCCUUUAAAAAGACUGAUGAUGAUCGUUGGGGGCACGUGGUAUGUGCUUUGUGGAUUCCAGAAGUUGGAUUUGCCAAUACAGUUUUUAUUGAGCCAAUUGAUGGUGUCAGGAACAUUCCCCCAGCCAGAUGGAAGUUAACAUGCUACCUCUGUAAACAGAAAGGUGUUGGUGCCUGCAUCCAGUGCCACAAAGCAAACUGCUAUACUGCAUUCCAUGUGACGUGUGCUCAAAAGGCCGGUCUGUAUAUGAAGAUGGAACCUGUCAAAGAACUAACUGGCAGUGGGACAACUUUCUCUGUAAAAAAGACUGCCUAUUGCGAUGUACAUACUCCGCCAGGUUGCACACGGAGACCUCUGAAUAUUUAUGGAGAAGCUGAAAUAAAAAACGGUGUUUGUAGAAAGGAGGGAUCAGUCAGAACUGCUAGGUCUACAUCAAAAGUCAGAAAAAAGACAAAAAAGGCCAAGAAAACAGUUGUUGAACCCUGUACAGUUAUGCCAACAGUAUCUGCUCCUUAUAUACCCCCCCAGAGAUUAAAUAAGAUUAUGAAUCAGGUGGCCAUUCAGCGGAAGAAGCAAUUUGUUGAACGAGUGCACAGUUACUGGUUGCUUAAAAGACUCUCUAGGAAUGGUGUUCCUCUGUUGAGAAGGCUGCAGUCCAGUUUACAGUCACAAAGAAACACACAACAGAGAGAAGAUGAUGAAGAAAUGCAAGCCUUAAAAGAAAAAUUGAAAUACUGGCAAAGGCUGCGCCAUGAUCUUGAAAGAGCACGUUUGUUGAUUGAACUUAUACGUAAGCGUGAAAAAUUAAAAAGAGAACAGGUUAAGAUUGAACAGGUUGCUAUGGAACUUCAGCUUACUCCAUUUACUGUACUUCUGCGAUCAGUUCUGGAUCAGCUGCAGGAAAAGGACAGUGCUCGUAUAUUUGCUCAGCCAGUGAACCUUAAAGAGGUUCCAGACUAUUUGGAUCAUAUUAAACAUCCUAUGGAUUUCUCUACUAUGCGAAAACGGUUAGAUGCUCAAGGCUAUAAAAACCUCAGUGAGUUUGAAGAAGACUUCAAUCUUAUCAUAGAUAACUGUAUGAAAUACAAUGCAAAAGAUACAAUAUUCUACAGAGCUGCAGUGCGGUUACGAGAUCAAGGAGGUGUAGUUCUCAGGCAAGCUAGGCGAGAUGCUGAAGGAAUCGGUUAUAAUAAUGAAACUGGAAUGCACUUACCUGAACGGCCUAAACUUGAGUCACCUCAGCCUUUCUCUUGGGAAGAUGUGGAUAGGUUACUGAAUCCUGUGAACAGAGCACAUAUGUCCUUGGAAGAACAGCUAAGAGAGUUGCUAGAAAAACUUGAUCUCACCUGUGCAAUGAAAUCCAGUGGGUCAAGGAGCAAAAGAGCAAAGCUGUUAAAGAAAGAAAUCGGCAUUAUUCGCAACAAACUAAGUCAGCAACACAACCAAGCUCCUCAAAUAGAAACAGGUAUUGGAAGUUUUGAAGAAGAAACUGCAGCGUUAGAACAAGAUGGAGAAGAAGAAGGAGAUAAAUCUCCCCCUAAACUUGAACCAUCAGAUGCAUUACCUCUUCCUUCAAACUUGGAGACUAAUUCAGAACCACCAACCCUCAAACCAGUAGAACUCAAUCCAGAGCAGAGUAAGCUUUACAAAAGAGUAAAAUUUGAUAAUGAAUUAUAUAGCACUUCCAUUCAGAAAGAAAUAAAUGGACACACUCCAGAACACUUACUUGACAGUAAUCUCAAUGAGUCGACUGUUUCUGCUGUAGCUGAGUCAUCAACUGAUGUAAACAGACGUACAUCCAUUCUCUUCUGCAAAUCGAAAAGUAUAAGCCCCCAAAAGUCUGCAAAGAACACUGAAACCCAGCCAACUUCUCCACAGCUAGGGACCAAAACCUUUUUGUCUGUAGUCCUUCCAAGGUUGGAGACACUUCUGCACCCAAGGAAAAGAUCAAGGAGUGCUUGUGGAGAUUCUGAGGUUGAUGAUGAGUCCCCUGUAAAGCGCUUGGAUACAGGUCUGUCAAAUGGUUUUGGAGAUGGAAGUAAAGAGAGAGCAUUAGAUGAUACUCCGGGAAGAAAAGUUGAACCUCGUCGUCGCUGUGCAUCAGAAUCUAGUAUUUCAUCUAGUAACAGUCUUCUGUGUAACUCAAGUUUCAGCCUACCGAAGUGUGGUAAAGGUAAACCUGCACUUAUACGAAGACACACACUGGAAGACCGAAGUGAAUUGAUAUCAUGCAUUGAAAAUGGAAACUAUGCCAAAGCAGCGAGAAUUGCAGCUGAAGUUGGUCAUAGCAGUAUGUGGAUAUCAACUGAUGCAGCAACAUCUGUUCUUGAGCCUCUAAAAGUAGUAUGGGCCAAAUGCAGUGGAUAUCCCUCUUACCCAGCUCUGAUUAUUGACCCGAAGAUGCCUCGUGUUGCUGGCCAUCACAAUGGUGUUACUAUACCAGUGCCACCUCUGGAUGUACUGAAAAUUGGAGAACAAAUGCAGACCAAAUCAGAUGAGAAACUGUUCUUAGUACUAUUUUUUGACAAUAGAAGAAGUUGGCAGUGGCUUCCCAAAUCCAAAAUGGUUCCCCUUGGGAUAGAUGAGACUAUAGACAAGUUAAAAAUGAUGGAAGGCCGUAACUCAGGCAUACGAAAAGCAGUAAGAAUUGCUUUUGAUCGUGCUAUGAAUCACCUGAGUAGAGUCCACGGAGAACCAGUCAGUGACUUCAGUGAUAUUGACUAGCAGAUUCUACCAAGGCAUGAAAAAUACCACAUAGACUUGAAAUCUACUAAUGAACCUCUUUGUCUAAAAGAAUGUAUUGAAGAUACAACCCCUUAAUUGUUGAUUCAGUGGCUGAGUUCUGCAAACUUGAAAUAGUUGAGCAAUUCUUCUAAAUCACCAUUGCCAUAUUGAUUAAUGAUUUUGUCAUGUUGUAGUUUGGAGGAUUUUCCACUAAACCCGUUAAAAUGUCUUGUUCAUAGUGUUCAUAAUUGUACAUAAAUGUAUAUUCAACACUUAAGUUAUUCUGAUUUUAGAAUUAGGUCUUUAAUUCCUUUUAUAAUUUUGCUGGGGAGGGAGUUGGUUUUUGUUUCCAUGCUUUUUACCUUUUUUUUUUUUUUUUAAUUUUCUGAGGUUAAGUUACUGAAGCACCAUCUUCCAGCUUGAGGUGUUUAGUGGAUCUUAAAGCCUAAUAUCAAAAUGGCAUCACAUAUAUGUUUGCCUAAUCAUACAGUAUGGUGCUGCUUGUAUAAUUUCCUCGUUGGUCUGUAGCUUCUGAAAAAGACUUCUGAAUGUUUGUGUAAAUCGUUGCUCUUUGCACAAAGUACCACAUAUUUAAGAUUGAUGUAAAUUUACGAUUACAAAUAUGUAUUUUAAGAAAGGAAGUUGCAUUAUUUUGGAGGGUACUUUGUGAGAGAGACAUCAAGAAAAAAGUUAUACUAUGUACAUCACUUGCAAAUCACCAAAAACACUCCAUUGUUGCCCAAAAUAACUUUUAAGAUUGUUUUUGUUUUAAACAAACCUGGCUUAAAGCCUACAAGCACAUUAUUUCUUUCAAAACCAUAUCCCAUUUAUCUCCCAUUGAUUUAAUUUUGUUGAUAUGUGUGCCUCCCUGUGUUUUAUUUAUUGUAGAAAAUGUAUUCAUUUGCUUUAUAAUGAAAAAUAAAAUUGACAAAUAUAUUGAUAUGCAUUUUUAUACAGGCACAUGAGAAGACAACUUGCUUUGGGAGAAAAAUGUAUUGGAAAUUGUAUAAAAUAACUUGAUGGUUUGUGUGUAAUUUGAUUUUUUUGUAACUUGUAAUCCUUUUGUUCCAAUGAGGGGAUUUAUGUAACUUUUAAUUUAGAACACUUUGGUAGCAAUAGAAACUUUGGAUACAUUUUUGUAUGGUACAUGUGAUGUAUAUAGAAUUAGUACUUUAUUUUUAUUUUUAAGAAGUAAAGCAUUAUGUUUGGGCAGGGGGAAGAAGGAGGGUGGGUUUCCAGAACUGCAUUUUUAUAUUAAAAAGAAAAAAAAAUAAAGUCAAGAUAUUGAUUGUUGUAGCUACUUUAUUCCUACCUUCACUAAGAUACUGAAUUUGUAACAAUGAAAUUGGCAAGGUAUGUUUGCAAUGUGAUUUAUAAUGACUCCAUUAUUUAUAAAUGCACUGUGUUUGAACUCUCUUGCAGUGGUAUCUUAAAUACUGUACCAAGUUAUAUAAUAUGAAACACCAAAUAAUGCAUAUGAAUGCACGAAGUAUUUAUGCUCAGCUUUUUUAUAAAGGAUUAGCAAAUACAGCAAAACCAAUACUUUUUAAAUCUUUUUUUAAAACUUCAUUGAAUAGCAUACUUCAUUGUUAAACCUGCUUGAAUCUUUAUUUUAAAGGGACGAUUACUUUUGAAAUAGUUUUUAAUGUUUUUAUUCUCUAUUGUUUGUAAUACCCCCUUAGAAGCUUGAAAUAAAAUUUCUUUCUCAACUGUUAAUUUUGUCCUGAAUUUAGCCCCUGAGACUUUGCUGUAGUGCCCGUUUUCUUACUCCAUGACUAAGUUGCUGCAGAGGGGCUGCUUCAAGAACCUGAUUGUUUUCUUGCUGUGGCAUGCAGCGUCGUCCUUACUGAAUCCUCUGCAUGGUAGGUAGUGCUAGUUAUGCUGCAGUAGCUGGGACCAGUUGCCUAUUUUGGACUCUAGUAAUUACAAAGAUCAUUUAAAUAAAUUACACAAAUGAUCAACUGAAUGGUUUUCUCAGUCUUGACAGCACAGCUUUAGGGGGAGUGAUGAUGGCAGAUAUCCUAUAAAGACCAUCAUUGAGGUCUGCUGCUAUGACAGAAACAACAGCCGCAUUGGGUAGAUAAAUAAAAAUUUGGUUGUUUGCCUUAAAUAGGACUUCUAUAUAAUGACUUCUCAAGCAUCUGCAGUAUAACUGUGCUCAUCUUCGAAGGGAAUGGAGCUUAAUUUGUGCAAUAUUG
Molecule: messenger RNA, 11018 nt
Organism: Cuculus canorus (common cuckoo)
Lineage: Eukaryota; Metazoa; Chordata; Aves; Cuculiformes; Cuculidae
Gene: BRD1
Product: bromodomain containing 1
Exons: 15
Coding region: 5260-8820 (1186 amino acids)
Biological process (GO): regulation of transcription by RNA polymerase II
Cellular component (GO): MOZ/MORF histone acetyltransferase complex
Molecular function (GO): protein binding
Source: RefSeq, a predicted model, not a curated record